UUGAGCUGGCCUUGUCCGGGCCGGGUAGCGAACGGGCCCAACCCGUCCCGUCAUAGCUCCAGGCUUCUGGUUUAGCCUGUGGCCGGCCGACCCGAAUAGCGCCGCCCGCCGUCGUCUCUCCACUCUCCGCGUGCCCCUCCUGUCUGUUGGAGUCGAGCUCGCUGUUAGGGUUCCCCAUCUCACCAGAUCCCGUUCCAUGUCGGACGAACCCAACCGAGCGGCUUUCGUAGAGCUGCAGAGCCGGAUGAUCGAGACCACCGGGAAGAUCAAACAGCUACAAACUCAGAUGCGUUCUAAAGAGAGUGAAAAGAAGCGUGCGUAUCUUACACUGGAGGAACUUAGCCAAUUACCUGAUGAUACGAACACUUACAAGGCCAUUGGUAAAGUGUUUAUUUUGGAGCCGAGAUCACUUAUGGUAAAUGAGCAAGAGAAAAAGCUAAAUGAUAGUGAGACUGCAAUAUCGUCGAUGCAGACUUCCAAGGAAUAUCUUGAGAAACAGUUGGGAGAAGUGGAGAACAACAUUAGAGAGCUACUUCAGCAGGACCCUGGGCUUGCACGCCAGAUUCUCUCAAUGACUGUUCAGUGAGAGGUUGUUUCUGAAUGUAUUUCUAGAUGGGAAGUGUCAACAAGAUUUGUGUUUUGCCCUGAGGAAGGAGAAGCCCCUUCUGUUAUGAGCUUAACUGGAACUGGAUUAUCAUGAGCUUACCUUCCAUCAUCAUAUUGUGAAAAAUAUGACGUGAACAAUCCAUGCCUGAAUGUUGUAUGAUGUUGAUUUAUCAUUUAUCUAUAUUGCGUGCGCUUUCCAUGACAA
Messenger RNA from Triticum dicoccoides, 811 nucleotides. Its product is annotated as prefoldin subunit 1-like. Bases 197 to 586 code for a protein of 129 amino acids. The record is from RefSeq and is a predicted model, not a curated record. The transcript has 6 exons. Gene Ontology annotation, biological process: protein folding. Gene Ontology annotation, cellular component: prefoldin complex; cytoplasm. Lineage: Eukaryota; Viridiplantae; Streptophyta; Magnoliopsida; Poales; Poaceae. Gene Ontology annotation, molecular function: protein folding chaperone.